AUGGCCGAGAACGUUCUGGACUCUGGCCCGCCUUCAGCCAAGAGGCCUAAACUCUCCUCUCCGGCACUUUCCGCCUCUGCCAGCGAUGGAAACGAUUUUGGCUCAUUGUUUGACCUGGAGCAUGACCUCCCAGAUGAGCUCAUCAGCAGUAAUGAACCAGGCCUUGUCAACGGGGGCGAUCUCAACCAGUUGCACACCACUCUGGGGGGAGGCCCAGGAGGUCUCGGUCCUGGAGGAGGCAGCGGAGGCCCGGGAGGAGGGAUGGGUUUUGGGCUCGGUCCAGGAGGAGGUGCCGGAGGCAUCAGCGGAGGCCAGGAUGCGGUGGCCAAGCAUAAACAGCUGUCGGAGUUGUUGCGCUCGGGGGGACCUACGUCGACCCCACCGGGACAUCAAGGGGCCAUAGGGAGUCCAGGAGGCCCAACUGCAAUUGGACAGCACAUGGCAAACAUGAAGGCAUGCCCGGGCCAGGUACCACAGCAGAUAAUGGGGCAAGGACAACACCUCUCCCCCCAGCAGCAGGCCAACAUGAUGCAGCAAAAUGCUGUCGCCGGAAUGAUGGGUGGCAUGAACAGGGCUAUGAUGGCGGCACAGCAGAAAGGAAAUAACGGACCGUCGCAACCAGGCAUGAUGGGAAACCAGGUGAUGAACGGUUCUCCCAGGUUGGGCUUCGGGAAUCAAGGGAUGGGUAGCAACAGCAACCUGCUGGCGGAUACGUUACAGCAACCGGGUGGUGGAGGCCAGGCAGGCAUCCGGGGCCAGCAACCUGGCAUGCUGAACAAGAUGGCGAUGAUGGGCAACCAAGGGGUUCCCUUUGGAGGUACAUAUGCAGGGCAGGGAAAUCAAGGCCUUGGUGGUGCUGGCAUAGGCCCUCAACAUCAGAACAAAGGUCCCAUGACCAACAGCCUGGCUCAGUUCACUGUGGACAAGAAAAAUCAGCCCGUGCAAGGAAUGGCCACUAUGGGCGCGCAGCAGUCCCAGUCGGGGCCCUCGGGUGCACCUUUAGGUGGGGCACCUGGCAUGGUUGCUGGCGCUCCGGGAGGACUAGUGGGUCCUGGCACCCAGGUCUCGGCGGCCUCCGCCGCAGCCGGAGCACCACCUACCGCUGAUCCCGAAAAACGUAAACUGAUCCAGCAGCAGCUCGUUCUCCUUCUCCACGCCCACAAAUGUCAACGGCGCGAGCAGGCCAACGGCGAAGUCCGACAGUGCAACUUGCCUCAUUGCCGCACCAUGAAGAACGUCCUCAAUCAUAUGACUCAUUGCCAGGCAGGCAAGAAUUGUCAGGUCGCUCACUGUGCAUCAUCAAGGCAAAUCAUCUCUCACUGGAAAAACUGCACUCGACAUGACUGCCCAGUCUGCCUGCCACUGAAGAAUGCUGGGGACAAGAGGAACCCGCAGUGUGAGUCUCUUCUGGGUGCAGCUGCCGCAGGUCUGGGAAGUUCUCUUGGAUCAGUUCCGGGUAGCCAACCAAGUGCUCCAAACAUUAAUCCGCCGAGCCAGAUUGAUCCCAGUUCGAUAGAAAGAGCCUAUGCAGCCCUGGGUCUGACCUACCAGGGUAAUCAGAUCCAGGGUCAGCCUUCUCAGCCCAACAUGCCGAACCAGGCCCUACAAGGUCAGGCUGGUAUGAGGCCUUACCCAAUGGGAGCAAAUCCUAUGGGAGUUAAUGGAGGAGUGGGUGCGCCUUCUCAGAAUCAACAAGCCAACUUGUUGCAGGACACUAUGAUGCACCUCAAUGUGAAUAGCCAGGGUCUGAUGAAUGAUGCCAGUGGGGUCGGCUCAAUGCCCACAGCUGGCCCUCCCUCUGCCACAGGAAUGAGAAAAAGCUGGCAUGAGGACAUCACGCAAGACCUGCGAAACCACUUGGUACACAAGCUUGUUCAGGCCAUCUUUCCAACUCCAGAUCCUGCAGCUUUAAAAGACCGUCGGAUGGAGAACUUGGUGGCCUAUGCCAGAAAAGUUGAAGGAGAUAUGUACGAAUCUGCAAACAAUAGAGCUGAGUACUAUCACUUGCUAGCAGAAAAAAUCUAUAAAAUCCAAAAAGAGCUGGAGGAAAAGAGGAGAACCCGUCUCCAGAAGCAGGGGCUGGGUGUUGGCCCUGCCAAUAUGGGCCAGUCUCCUGCUGGAUUGCCUCCAAAUGGUCCCCUCCCUGACCCAUCUAUGGUACGACCCACUGGACCCAAUCAGAUGGUCAACAGGAUGCAAAGCCCAGGCAUGAAUCAAUUCAAUCAAAUGGGGAUGCAAUCUAUGGGCCAGAGGUCUACUCCUCCUCUUCCCUUGGGAACAUCUGGCAAUCAGAUGGGAAUGGUUGGACCUAGGAUGGGUCAGCCCAAUGUCAAUCAGCUACAGAACCAGUUCAUGUCCCAGGGACAGUUUCCUGGCUCUGCACCUGGGGUAGGAACAACCCCUCCUGGGAUGGCCCAGCCUGGACCCCAGGGCGGAAUGGCACAGACACAGAUGGGCACGCCGCCUCCUCUUCCAGUUGCUAGUCCUUUGGCACAACCAGGAUCUGCGAGCGGUUCAGGCGGAAUCUCCUCAGUGGGGCCUAUGGGACCUCAGAGUGUUGGAGGCCCUAACUCAACUGUCGGAGUACCUGCCUCCGCGAUGACCCCGAAUGCAAACCAGCAACCUAACUCCAUCCCGCAUUUAGGAGCCAUGCGCGGCAGCUCUCCCUCGCCGGCUCACAGUCGUUCGCCUACACCUCACCAGACACCCCCCAGACUCGCCGGCUCCCAGACCCCUCAACCGCACACCCCUAACGCAUCGCAGUUGGCACCACCCCAAGCCGCUCAGCUGGGCCAGGGUCCUGGUUCCAACAAGCCGCUCCAGCAGCCUCACGUUGGGGCUGGCUCGACGACGCCAUCACACCCUGGAUUGGGCUCCAGCUCAACACCACAUGGUGCUCAGCUGCCACGCACUCCGUUGUCUCAAAAGGGGUCCUUCCAAGCAGACAGUCAGGCUUUGACUCCAGCCUCUGUCAACAGCCUGGAUACUUCUUCCCAGCAGAUACAGUCGGACACCACGGCCGCCACUGCAGACUUUAAGUCGGAAGUGAAGGAAGACGCUGAGGAGAGCGACACCGGCGACGGCUCCAAAGGAGGGAAGCUUGGCAGUGUCAAAACGGACGGAAAUCCUGUGAAAAUUGAGAUUAAAAAGGAGGAUUGUUCUGGUGAAGUGGGCAAGGUAGUCCCGAUGGAUACGUCCACCACGCCGUCAACAUCCACUGUAAAAACUGAGGACAAGAAACCAGAAGUGAAAAAUGAGGUGAAAGAAGAACAAAUAACCGACGCAGCUGCAUCGCAAGCGCCAGCAAAAAAGAAGAUUUUCAAGCCAGAAGAGCUUCGCCAGGCCUUAAUGCCAACACUGGAGUCCCUCUACAGGCAAGAACCAGAGUCGUUGCCAUUCAGGAUGCCUGUUGAUCCACAGCUGCUGUGCAUACCUGACUACUUUGACAUUGUGAAGAAUCCCAUGGAUUUAUCCACUAUAAAGCGGAAACUAGACACAGGUCAGUAUCAGGAUCCCUGGCAGUAUGUGGAUGACAUCUGGUUGAUGUUCAACAACGCCUGGCUGUACAACCGCAAAACAUCUCGAGUCUACAAGUGCUGCUCCAAACUUGCGGAGGUCUUCGAACAGGAGAUCGACCCUGUCAUGCAGAGACUUGGCUACUGUUGUGGAAGAAAGCUGGAGUUUUCCCCUCAGACACUGUGCUGCUAUGGAAAGCAGCUGUGCACUAUUCCCAGAGACGCUGCUUACUUCAGCUACCAGAACAGGUACCACUUCUGUGAGAAGUGUUUCAACGAGAUCCAGGGAGAGACCGUGUCCCUGAGCGAUGACCCCACUCAGCCACAGACAUCCAUUAAGAAAGAGCAGUUUGAGAAGAAAAAGAAUGACACACUGGACCCUGAAUUGCUUGUUGAAUGUUUGGACUGUGGACGCAAGAUGCACCAGAUUUGUGUCUUGCACAAUGACACAAUCUGGCCGUUGGGUUUUAUAUGUGACGGCUGUCUUAAGAAGUCUAAUAAGACAAGGAGGGAGAACAAAUAUUCUGCUAAAAGGUUACCUCAGACAAAGUUGGGCUGUUUCCUGGAGACGAGGGUGAAUGACUUCCUGAAACGUCAAAACCACCCAGAGGCUGGAGAGGUCUUCAUCCGCAUGGUGCACGUCUCUGACAAAGUCGUGGAAGUUAAACCUGGCAUGAAGUCGAGAUUUGUGGAUAGUGGCGAGAUGUCAGAGUCUUUCCCAUACAGGACAAAAGCCCUUUUUGCAUUUGAAGACAUUGACGGCGCGGAUGUUUGCUUCUUCGGAAUGCACGUUCAAGAGUACGGCUCAGAUUGCCCUCAGCCUAAUCAGAGGCGAGUAUACAUCUCUUACCUGGACAGUGUGCAUUUUUUCCGGCCACGAAGUCUUCGAACAGCUGUUUACCAUGAAAUUCUAAUUGGUUACCUGGAGUACGCCAAGAAGUUGGGCUACACUACUGGGCAUAUCUGGGCCUGUCCGCCCAGUGAAGGGGACGACUACAUCUUCCAUUGUCACCCUGCUGAUCAGAAGAUUCCGAAGCCAAAACGACUGCAGGAGUGGUACAAGAAGAUGUUGGACAAAGCUGUGGCUGAGCGAAUAGUGCACGACUACAAGGACAUCUUCAAGCAGGCGACAGAAGAUCGGUUGACCAGCGCCAAUGAGUUGCCUUAUUUUGAAGGUGACUUUUGGCCCAAUGUGUUGGAAGAGAGCAUCAAGGAGUUGGAGCAGGAGGAGGAGGAGAGAAAGAGGGAGGAGAACAGCACUUCCAAUGAGAGUAUAGAUGACAGUAAAGGUGACAGUAAGAAUGCCAAGAAGAAGAACAACAAGAAGACUAGUAAGAACAAGAGCAGCCUGAGCCGAGCCAAUAAGAAGAAGCCGGGGAUGCCCAACGUUUCCAAUGACCUUUCACAGAAACUGUAUGCCACUAUGGAAAAACACAAAGAGGUGUUUUUUGUGAUCCGGCUGAUUGCGGGACCGAUGGCCAAUGCGCUUCCCCCCAUUGUUGACCCCGAUCCCCUGAUGGCCUGCGACCUCAUGGACGGUCGCGACGCUUUCCUGACGUUGGCCCGGGAUAAACACCUUGAGUUCAGCUCGUUGAGGAGGUCUAUGUGGAGCUCCAUGUGCAUGUUGGUGGAGUUGCAUAACCAAAGUCAAGAUCGCUUUGUCUACACGUGCAAUCUUUGCAAACACCACGUGGAGACUCGUUUCCACUGUACCGUGUGUGAGGACUAUGACCUUUGCAUCACGUGCUACAACACUAAGGGCCACGAGCACAAGAUGGAGAAGUUAGGGCUCGGUUUGGAUGAUGAGAGCAGCAACCAGACCGGCGCCGCCACUCAGAGCCCGGGAGACUCGCGUCGCCUCAGCAUCCAGCGCUGCAUCCAGUCACUGGUUCAUGCCUGCCAGUGCAGAAACGCUAACUGCUCUCUGCCGUCCUGCCAGAAGAUGAAGCGCGUCGUCCAGCACACCAAAGGCUGCAAGAGAAAAACCAACGGCGGCUGCCCAAUCUGCAAGCAGCUCAUCGCACUGUGUUGCUACCACGCCAAGCACUGUCAGGAGAACAAGUGCCCGGUGCCAUUCUGCCUGAACAUCAAGCACAAGCUCUGUCAGCAGCAGCUGCAGCACAGGCUCCAGCAGGCCCAGAUGCUAAGAAGGAGAAUGGCCACUACGCAGAGAGUUGGGAAACCGGCUCCGGGAGGUGCCGUGGGGGGCAAUGGCCUGCCGUCACCGGGAGCCAACAACAACGGAGCGACCGGUCCCGGUACGCCCACGUCUGUCGGGACGCAGCCUCCUACGCCGCAGACCCCCACCCAGGGAAACAUGCUGGCGCUUCCUCAGCAGCAGGGAGUCGGAGUGGGUGCGAUGGGCGCCACGCCUACACAGCAACAGCAGGUUCAGCAGCAAGGCGGCGCCAUACCUCCCCAGCAUCAUCUGCACCAUCAGUUCCAGUCAAUGGGCGGAGGCGGGGUGAUGAACUCCCCCCAGCAGCAGAUGGUGCCUCAGCUCCAACAGCAGCAGCAGCAGCAGCCCCCCAGUGUCCAGCAAAUGCAGCAGCACGCAGGCGCGCUACCGCCAUACAACCCGAGACCGCCGGGAGCCUCUCCUCUACAUCAGUCACUGGGCAAACCUGGACUCGGCCCAGCGACGCCACCUCAACAGCAACAACAACCUAACCAGGUUCAAGGGUCCAUGCCUGUUCAAGGUCAACAGCAAGGGCCCCCUUUGGCAGCUGUAGAAACGGCGCUAAAAAUCCAACGGCUGGCGGAAACCCAGAGGCAGAUGGCUCAGGCCCAGGCUCAGAUUCGAGGUUUAGGGCAAGGAGGGAUGAUGCCUCAACAUCCUCACCACCAGAACAACCCAGCGCAGAUGGGCAUGCCACACAUGGGACCUCAGGGAAUACCCCCCCAGGCUCAAGGAAUGGUGGGCCGGACUAUGUUAGACCCUCAGCAGCAGGGAAUGCUCGCCGGCAUGCAGCAAGGUGGCCCCCAGUCUCAGUUGCCCCCUCAAGUUCAGCAGCACCUCCAGUCGGGAGGCGGCGGACAACUACAACAGCCCAACCAGCAGUGGGGCCCCGGCGGACCGGGAAUGAACCCACAACAGCGGUCCGCAAUGAUGGGUCACAUGACUGCGCAGCAGCAGACGGCGGUGGCCCAGCAGCAGCAACUCAACCAGCAACAAGCUCAGCAAGGAAACCGCGGGCUGAUGCAGGUGAUGUCUGCAGGGGCGGGGGGAGUUCCCCAAAUGGCUGGCGCGGGAGGUCCUGGAAACUUGCCACAGGGGGCGCUCCAGGAUCUCCUAAGAACCCUGCGCUCCCCAAGCUCACCCCUCCAACAGCAGCAGGUCCUCAACAUCCUUCGCUCCAACCCGACGCUCAUGGCGGCUUUCAUCAGGCAGAGAGCGGCCAAGUACCAGGGCGGACAAAGUGGUCCCGGAGUACAAGGGGGUCCUCCGCAAGGUCCUGGAGGCGUGAGGUUUCAAGGGCCUGCCGGCGGACUACCUGGCAUCGGGGGAGGAGGAGGGCCCGGGCCUAACCCGUUGACCGGCAUGGACGGCCAGCAGAUAAAUGUCAACCAAGCGGGGCAACCGGGAAUGAGCUUGCCUCAGGGGGCGGCUGGGGGAACCGUGACCACCAUGGCUCAGCUUCAACAGCUCCAGCAGCAACAACGGCCAAUGUUGCCUGGAAACCUCCAGCAACAGCAAAUGGCGGUCCUGCAACAGCAACAGGGAGCAAUGCAAGCAGGCCAACAAAACAGCUUGUCUAACAUGACGCCACAUUUCAGAGAACUGUUGUUGAGAAGACAACAACAACAUCAACAGCAGCAGCAGCAAAUGGCAAACCACGGGCAGUUCCAGCAAGGACAACAGGGCUUCAUGCAGCCCGGCCAAGGUCAGCCGGGAAUGCCCCCUUCCUCCCAACCCCAGCCUGGAGGAGGUGUGAGGGGUCCGGGACAGCAACAGCAAGGUGGUCCUCAGGGUGGUCCUGGGCAAGGCUACCCGGGUAACCCUUCCCAAGCAGCUGCCGCGCUCCAACAAAGGUUGCAUCAAAUGCAAAUGCACCAACAACAGCCGCAAAAUUCUAUGGGAGGUCCCCAAGGCCAAGACGGGGGACCGGGUGGUGGCACGCCAGGGGCCGCAACGCUCCAACCGGGGCAGCAACAGCAAGGCGGACCUCCGCUGCCCCCGACCAACCAAGCGAUGAUCCACCAGAACAUACAUCAGAGGCUGCUCCAGCAGCAGCACUUGAGCGGGGGUUCUCCAGCACAGCACAGCAGUCCCAUGAGUCCGCAGCAGCAGAUGGCCCAGUCCCCACACCCCCACCUCCAAGGCCAAGGCGGCCUGGGCCCGGCAGCUUCUCUGGGCAACCAGGUGAGGUCGCCGCAACCGUCGCCGCGGCCGCAAUCGCAGCCGCCCCGAUCCAGCCCGUCCCCCCGCACGCAGUCGUCGUCCCAGCCGCAGCCCUCGCCCCACCGCAUCUCCCCGCAGACACAAACCGGUUCGCCCCACCAGGCCCACAUUGGCCAACACCACCCUAACAUGGCGCCUCCGCAGCAACCGGCCGGUCCCGUAGAUCCCGGACAAUUUAGCUCGGACCAGAACGCCAUCAUUUCUCAGCUAAGCGGCAUGGCGGCCAUGCACGCGGGUCAAGGCGCGCCGUCAGACUUGUUAGCCCCGAAUAACAACAACAAUAAUACCAACCAGGAGCUUAGCCACAACAGUUUGGACCUGGUGUAG
This is a messenger RNA of Nerophis lumbriciformis (worm pipefish), 8244 nucleotides long. The record is from RefSeq and is a predicted model, not a curated record. Lineage: Eukaryota; Metazoa; Chordata; Actinopteri; Syngnathiformes; Syngnathidae.